Molecule: messenger RNA, 2228 nt
Organism: Dermochelys coriacea (leatherback sea turtle)
Lineage: Eukaryota; Metazoa; Chordata; Testudines; Dermochelyidae
Product: protein phosphatase 1 regulatory subunit 3C-B-like
Exons: 2
Coding region: 105-1013 (302 amino acids)
Biological process (GO): regulation of glycogen biosynthetic process
Cellular component (GO): protein phosphatase type 1 complex
Molecular function (GO): glycogen binding; protein phosphatase 1 binding
Source: RefSeq, a predicted model, not a curated record
CGCUCUGUCCCGAGGGGCGUGUCCCGCACGCUGAUUGGCCGGCGGGGGGGGGUGUACCGGCGCCCGUGGCUCCUAGCUGCAGCAGUGGGGCGAGGAGCGGAGCCAUGAGCUGCAGCGAACUAUUCCAGGUGUUCAGCACACCCCCAGCCAUGCCUGUGGAUUUUGCCAUGCGGCUCUGCCUGACCCACUCUCCUCCCAUCCGCAAGCUGCUGAACUCCUAUGAGGAGCUGCGGGGUGGCCGGGGAUACAAACCGCUCCGCUCCUGCCUGAACCAGAAGCCCAGUGCAGAGCUGGAGCGGCGGGACAGCGCCAAGGGCAGCCGGAGCAAGAAGAGGGUGGUGUUUGCUGACAUGAAGGGGCUUUCCUUGACAGCGGUCUGCUUCUUCUCCAAGAUCGAGGAGGACCUAUGCGACCUGCAGCAAGCCCUGUCCGACCUGACCUGCCUCAGGCCCAAGCUGCGAGACCCCCACCUGGAGACAAAGAAAUACACACUGGACUUCCCACAGCCCUCUGCCGACUACAUGGCCUUCCGCAGCCGCCUGCACACCAACCUGAUCUGCUUGGAGAACUGUCUGAUCCAGGAGCAGUCCCUGUCAGGGACCAUCAAGGUCAGGAACAUCGAGUACGAGAAGAAGGUGCAUGUCCGCAUCACCUUUGACUCUUGGAGGAGUUUCCGGGAUGUCUGCUGCCAAUAUAUACACAGCACAUACGGCGCCACUGAUGCGGACACGUUCUCCUUCAGCAUCACCCUGCCCAAAGCAUCCAGCCUCCACGGAGCCAUCGAGUUCUGCAUUUCCUUUCAGUGUGGGCAGAAAACCUACUGGGACAACAACAAUGGGAGCAACUACAAGGUGCGCCAAAUGAGUUCCUCGUCCCCUCCUAGCGCCUUCUCCCAGCUGGCAAGGGGCUCUAGCAUGGCUGGGGAGCAACUGGGCGCCUCCAAGGCAGCGGAGCUGGUCCUCUCUCACUGGCAGACCUGGAGGCGUUUGGAGAACCAUGGUCCAUACUGGUAGGAACAAGAGUUCUAGGUGUGGGUACAAAUACUCCGCUCCAGCAGAGGCAAUGCCUUGCGGGGGUCCCGCUGCGGAAUACACUGCUUGCUACGUCACUAGCUUGUCUGUGUCCCCUCUGGUCUUCGUGGACGCUGCUUCAGCACCAGGACCUGCCAUAGAAACUGGAGGUCGUAGCUCAGCUUGAAUCCUGGGUCUGGGUUCUUAGCACAGAACACAUCACUAGCAGAGACUGUGCCAGGGAGGCUGGGCAGGGAUUGUGCAGGGGGCAUCUCCCACUGCUGUCUCAUCAUUUGCGAAAGUAGCUGGGGAAGGGCUAGGCCACACCUUGGCUUGUUUGCAGAGGCCAGCAAAGCUGCUGGCAGGUCAAAGGACUGAGUUACCAAGCUGCAAUAAAAACUGCCCAGCCAGCCUAGCAACCAAGGGUCUUUGGAUUCGGUGGGGGUGCAGGUCAGAACGGCAGACCCGGUGGGCAUAGAAACAGGAAUGGGAGAGGCUGCCUAAGUGCCUUGUAGUUGCCAGGCAUUUGGGACAAAUAGGCAUCCAGGCCCGUGCUGCGAUAAUAGUAGGAAUGUCUGCUGCACCCAAUGGCCAGCAUGUGUACCAUGAGGUAUGCCUACAUCCCCCCUGAAGGGAACCAGUGGCUGUCACUUUAAAUCCUCUCAAUGGCAAGGGGCUGCGGGACAAGGCACUGGCCUGGCUGUUGGGGCUUCUGUCUCAUUUACCCCGGUGGGGGUGGCUGGCAGGUUCUUCACAUUGAAGAUGACAGACUACGGGUGGCCUGGCAUGGUGGUGAGAGGCUCAUUGGGAUGUGCUCCUUCAGGACCUGCUGCUGUGGGAGGAAGGCUGGCCUGGGCUCGGCUGGCUUUCUCUGAGACCGCUAGUGACACAGCACAUUGGUCACUAUGUCGGUUCGUAUCACGGCCUACGUAGGGGACCGUGCUCACCUGUCUGGUGUCACUGGCUGCCCUCUGGGAGGGCUGUAAGUCAGUGUAGUGACAGUGUGCAAAGUGCAGGUGCGCAGUGUAGCCUGGCUUGCUCUGAGUGACAUCUGUGUCUCUGCAGCCCUUGCAGGACACAGGCUGAGCUGGACUGACUGUCAGUGCUUAUCUGAGCUGGCUGCUGCUGCGAUCUCGGGCCUGGACCACUGGGAAACCUUCCGGUUUUAGCUGUUGUGAAUAGAUUCAAAACCUUAAUAAAGUCUCUGUAUUUUGAGAA